This is a messenger RNA of Pipistrellus nathusii (Nathusius's pipistrelle), 441 nucleotides long. The record is from the annotation of a GenBank genome assembly. Lineage: Eukaryota; Metazoa; Chordata; Mammalia; Chiroptera; Vespertilionidae.
AUGAGGGGUCCCCAUCCUAUUGGGAUGCAGUGGAGUAACACUGCCCUGUGGUUAGGGUCUUCCCAUUCUGAGAAUGGGUGGAGAGGUGGACAAAGUGGGAGCUUCUUGGCAGAGGUGGCAGAGUAUCUAAGGAUGGAUACCCUUGUGUCAUCCAAUGUGAAGGCUGGAAUCAAUGGCACCAACUCUCAUCGCUUCAGCCUCACCCUUGCACUCUCACUGCUAGGGUUUUUUUACAUCAGCCCCGGCCCUGCUUCCUCACAUCCCGACUCAACGCUAGAUUGUUUGGGACAAGCAUGUCAAACUCCUGGCUUAUUUGGCCCGUGUCAGACUCUGGAAUCAUGCGCUGGGAGUUGCUCAACCACCGAUGACCUACCCUCCUCUUCAGUGCGCUCCCACACAGGCCUCCAGUCACUGAGCGGGAACCCGUCUGGCGCCUCCUAG